AUGAAGAAAGCUAGCAAGCGAGCGUCGUCAACGGAGUCUGAAUCCAAAGAAGCGUCAAAACCCGAGUCGCGUGAAUCCAAAGAAGCGUCAAAACCCGAGUCGCGCCCGGGUGGUGGCUCAGAUACAAAACAUGGCAAGCGCAAGUCCGUAGCGAAAACUUCGGCGGAAACUUCUUCUUCGAGACCUGGCUCUCGGUCAUCUGGAGCCCCUAGUUUGAGCUGGGAAAAGAAGAGCGAGAAGAGUUUGUUAGCAUCUCGACCAUCUUCAGCAGCGACAACAUCCGAAUCUCGAUCGCGUAGCGGUGCUAACCUAAGUUCAGAAAAGAAACGUAGCGAUGGUACUACAUCGGCGUCAUCAUUUCCGAGCAGUUUGGGAUCUAAAGAAGGAAGGAGUAAGACGAGGGAAGUUGCACCGGAUGGAAAACGUGUGAUAUGGCGUGAUAUUUACGCAGAAGUUAUACCAAAAACUUCGUGCCUCCCAUGGCGGCGGAAGAAUGCUCCCGAUGUAAAGGUGGUGCUGAAUCAAGUUUCUGGAUACGCUGACCCUGGACAGCUGACCUACAUAAUGGGGGCAAGUGGCUCUGGGAAGACAACUCUUCUCAAUAUCUUGACGCAGAGGAGAACUGACGGUCUUCGAGUUUACGGUGACAUUGCGGUCAACCAGUAA
Cooperia oncophora is the source of this 666-nucleotide messenger RNA. NCBI's taxonomy places the organism in Eukaryota, Metazoa, Nematoda, Chromadorea, Rhabditida, Trichostrongylidae. The record is from the annotation of a GenBank genome assembly.